CUAUUGACAACAUUUCCAUUCUCAAAUCUCGCAAAUCCGAUUCCAAAUCAAUCGUCUAAAAUCGUCGACAGCAACGCUCCGCCGGCCGCCCUCCCCCACCUUCAUCUCGAUCUCGCAUAUCGCCGCUAACCGCCGAUCCCCACCUCGCAAUCUGCGCGAAUUUCUGUCUUCUUCUCCAGGUGGUCGCCGGUCGUCGUCGUCGCUGCCAUUUCAAACUUAUUUUGCCAAGUUUUUAAAAAUUGAUUUGUGUCAGGGCAAUAGUGGGGAACAAUAGAGUAGGAUUUGUAGGUUGGAAUACGAUGAUAUUUGUAGGUUGUGUUUUGAAUAGCAAAUGCACAGUAAAACCAGGAGAGUAAACGCGGCCCAAAUUUGGAUACUUCGGUAUAUUAUACCCGUUACUCUAAUUUCAAAGCCGCCUUGAAUUGGAGAAAUGAUUCGCAAAUUUUUCUGAUUAAAGCUGCGAGAUCCCAUUCUCGGUUGUCGAUCUGAGUUUGGAUUUCGAUUCUCGGCUGUAUGAUUGAUCACUAAUUAGGGCACCAUCAUUCGUCCUCGGUUUUUGUGGUUUUGGAGAAGAAAGGCAUCUGAAGAAUGGCGGCUAUGGUAUUGCUGGAUAUGGUGAGGAGAAAUCCUCACUUCGGCGCGCAAGCCUUCAAUUCGAGAAGCCUGUUUACCACCAAACUCGGCGGAGCUUCCACCGCGGCUGCUUCUUUCGCCUUCGCGACUCCUUUCGCAUUCGGAGCUCUGUUUGGAAAUGGCCUAACACAAGUUGCGUAUUGUGAUGCGGGUGCAACUCUGGAUGAAGAUUACAUUUCAAGCAUACGAUACGCGUCUGGGAGGAUAUUUAAUAGCAAUGCGCUGAACUACAGUCCCAAGCAGUAUAAUAUUCAGUUGAAACCACUAUUCUCAGCAUUUCAUUGGAAAACUUUGGCACUGACUUCUCUGAGGUCUUUCCUGUUGUUCUAUUUGCCACUUGUGGAGCCCCAAACGGCUGUGGAAGAUGCUGAUGACGAGGAUUUUCUACAGGAAAAUCCUGAGGAAAAACGUUUGGAUUUGAUUGUUCCUUUCAAGAAAUCUGUUAAGCAAAUAGUUCGUGAGACAAGUGUAGUUACUACGAGGCGAGUCCUUGAAAGACUUGCAGUUCACUAUGUUUCACAGCGCAUGGCCUGGAAGCUUCUCAAAGAUGUACCAAAAUCAGCCACUCGAAAGGCUGCCAGAGGGAUGCCAACUACAACAUAUGCUUUUUGUGUGAGCAGAACCACAUUCAGAGGACAUUGCCUCGGAAUUUUAGCAUCAUGGAUAGUCCAAGUAGGCAUUGACAUUUAUCGAUUCCUUAGGUCAAUAUCCAAGCCCAAGGAAGAAGGUGAUGAUCCUGUCGACACAUCAGAACAAGCUCGAGUUCUUGUAAAGAAGGUUUGUGGCACCACCGUGAGAUGUGGCGCGUCUCUUAUUUUUGCUUCUAUUGCAGCUGGGAUCGGAGCAACAUUUAUUCGACCAUCGGCUGGGCAAUGGAUCGGCUGUGCACUUGGGGAUCUUUCAGGGCCAGUUAUCGUUGCCUUCUGUUUUGAGAAACUGCAGGUUGAGCUGUAGUAACUAAACAGACACUUGGUCGACAAAGUUAGUGACGGAACGCAUAUCUGAAUGGUUGCUAGGCAUUGGUAUGUUUCUUUCUGACUCUUUGGGAUUUGAUUUUUGAUCAUAACAUUUUUGUACUUCUAUCAGAUGCUUUUAAGUUCAUAAACAUGGCGGAUCUCAUUAAAAAAAAUGUUUUUUGUGCAUUUAGAAAUCUCGAAACAGAGUUCUUUUGCAUGUGAUAUUGUACUAAUCUUGAGGUAGGAGCUGCGAAUUUAUGUGGUCGAAUUUUGCUUAUUACGAAUAAAGAUGACAAUGAGUUUGUAUG
Andrographis paniculata is the source of this 1897-nucleotide messenger RNA. RefSeq lists its product as uncharacterized. The record is from RefSeq and is a predicted model, not a curated record. The transcript has 7 exons. NCBI's taxonomy places the organism in Eukaryota, Viridiplantae, Streptophyta, Magnoliopsida, Lamiales, Acanthaceae. Bases 589 to 1587 code for a protein of 332 amino acids.